Messenger RNA from Salvia miltiorrhiza (redroot sage), 2483 nucleotides. Its product is annotated as long chain acyl-CoA synthetase 1-like. The record is from RefSeq and is a predicted model, not a curated record. Gene Ontology annotation, molecular function: long-chain fatty acid-CoA ligase activity. Gene Ontology annotation, biological process: wax biosynthetic process; fatty acid metabolic process; cutin biosynthetic process. Lineage: Eukaryota; Viridiplantae; Streptophyta; Magnoliopsida; Lamiales; Lamiaceae. The transcript is spliced from 20 exons. Gene Ontology annotation, cellular component: endoplasmic reticulum; membrane. Bases 256 to 2244 code for a protein of 662 amino acids.
UUUAAGCUAAGGUCAGCAGUUAUAGCAUUGAAUGACUGCAAGAAUCUAGUUGUGCUGGCGCCAAACUUGCGAUUUUUUCCAGCUGCCAAUCACUGCUUCACUGCAUCACUUAAUUUCGUAAUUUUUAGUAUUUGCCACUAUAUAAAAAAGGCUUCUUCUCCUCCUCCUCCACCAGUCACCACCUUCAUCAACAAAAAAGAAUAUAAAAGAAGAAGGAAAAAAAAUAUACUAUCAUUUUUUGCUGCUGCUGUUGAAAUGAUGAAGAGAUUCGCAGUGGUAGUGGAAGAAGGCAAGAAAGGUCGAGAUGGGGAGCUCUCCGUGGGCCCCGUCUACCGGAAUCCUCUCUCUGAGCAUGGAUAUUCCCCCAUUGAGCCGGAGUCGUCCACUAUUUGGAAGAUUUUCAGAUCAUCGGUGGAAAAGCAUUCUGGUAAUAAGAUGCUAGGAUGGCGUGAGUUAGUGAAUGAGAAGUGGGGGCCUUACAAAUGGAAGACUUACAAGGAAGUGUAUGAAGAAGUUUUACAAGCUGGUUCUGCUUUGAGGGCUCAUGGCUUUGAACCUGGUGCUCGAGUUGGAAUUUAUGGAAUGAACUGCCCUCAAUGGAUUGUGGCGAUGGAGGCUUGUGGCGCGCACAGCUUAAUCUGCGUCCCUCUUUAUGAUACACUUGGGCCUGGAGCUGUCAACUAUAUACUAGAUCAUGCUGAGAUAGAUGUUGUUUUUGUUCAAGACAAGAAAGUUAAACAACUCCUAAAUCCUGAAUGUGUUCAUGCUCAGAGGCUAAAAUUGAUGGUUUGCUUCACAUCUUUCACAGAGGAACAAAAGGAGAAAACUGCUGCAACUGGUAUUAAAACAUAUUCAUGGAAUGAGUUUCUUAACAUGGGGAAAGAUAAUCCGUGUGAGAUAUCACCACCGGAGCCGUCUAGCAUAUGCACCAUUAUGUACACGAGUGGCACGAGUGGUGAUCCUAAAGGAGUCGUUUUGACACACGAAAACGUGGUGACUAACAUAAAAGGAGUGGAUCUCUUCAUGGAGCAAUUCGAAGACAAAAUGACUGUGGAUGAUGUGUAUAUAUCGUUCUUGCCCCUUGCUCACAUCCUUGAUCGAAUGAUUGAAGAGUAUUUCUUCCACAAGGGUGCUUCUGUUGGCUACUAUCAUGGGGAAAUCAAUGAAAUAAGGGAUGAUCUUAUAGAAUUGAAGCCGACGUUUUUGGCAGGAGUUCCAAGAGUUUUUGAACGAAUUCAUGAAGGAGUCUUGAAAGCUCUGGACGACCUCAACUGGAGGAGGAGGAGAAUAUUCCACUUGCUUUACAGAUACAAGCUUCACUGGAUGAACAAAGGCUACAAACAGAAAGAUGCCUCGCCCUUGGCAGAUUUCCUAGCUUUCGGGAAGGUGAAGAGCAGGUUAGGCGGGAGGCUACGUCUGAUAGUCUCCGGGGGCGCCCCGUUGAGCAGUGAGGUGGAGGAGUUCCUUAGGGUUACUUCUUGUGCUUUUGUAUUACAAGGCUAUGGCCUAACGGAGAGUUGUGGAAUGUCCACCCUCGGCUACCCGGACGAGAUGUCCAUGGUGGGAGCAGUCGGCUCAACAUUCGUCUAUACUGAGCUACGACUGGAGGAGGUCCCCGAGAUGGGUUAUGACCCCCUCGGGGAGCCUUCUCGUGGCGAAAUAUGCCUGAAACCCAAGUCUCCAUUUGCCGGGUAUUACAAGAACCCGGAACUUACACAAGAAGCCGUCGUAGAUGGAUGGUUCCACACAGGUGACAUAGGAGAGAUGAUGCCUAAUGGAGUAAUCAAAAUCAUUGAUAGGAAGAAGAAUCUGAUCAAGCUCUCUCAAGGAGAGUAUGUUGCUCUUGAACAUCUUGAAAAAGUUUAUGGCAUUACACCCAUUGUUGAAGAUAUAUGGGUGUUCGGGGAUAGCUUCAAGUCGAUGCUGGUGGCGGUGGUGGUGCCGAACGAAGAAAACACGACGAAAUGGGCACAAAAGAGUGGCUACAAAGGGUCGUUUUUAGACCUAUGCACCCUUGAUCAGCUCAAGGAUUACAUCCUUGUUGAGCUCAAGGCUACAGCUGAGAGAAACAAGCUGAGAGGAUUUGAGUAUAUCAAAGGUGUAGUUGUAGAGCCUCAGCUAUUCGAAUUGUCUGAAAAGGAAUUGGUGACUGCAACUUUGAAGAAGAGGAGAGACAGGCUGCUCAAGCUCUACAAGGUGGAAAUUGACGCUCUUUAUAAAAAGUUAAAUGGAUCGAAGUCAUAAUUUAAGAGUGAGCAGCAGCAUUGUGCUUGUGCAACCUCUACUAUAUAUAUCAUAUAUAAAUAGUGUUUGCUUCUCGAUGAGCUCAAAAGCUAAAUGCCUCAUCGAUUUGAAUUUCAAGAUCCUAAACAUUGUGAUUUUAAGAUGGGAGUUGUGAAGAUCGCUAGCUUUCUCUUUGUUAUGUCUAGGCAUAAAAGAUUCAACAUAUUCCUAAUUUCGGUUUCUCAUUUUUUGACCUUUCA